This is a messenger RNA of Xenia sp. Carnegie-2017, 7034 nucleotides long. Its product is annotated as kinetochore-associated protein 1-like. The coding region runs from base 115 to 6714 and encodes 2199 amino acids. The transcript is spliced from 2 exons. Gene Ontology annotation, biological process: mitotic sister chromatid segregation; protein localization to kinetochore involved in kinetochore assembly; mitotic spindle assembly checkpoint signaling. Gene Ontology annotation, cellular component: kinetochore microtubule; RZZ complex; cytoplasm. Lineage: Eukaryota; Metazoa; Cnidaria; Anthozoa; Malacalcyonacea; Xeniidae. The record is from RefSeq and is a predicted model, not a curated record. Gene Ontology annotation, molecular function: small GTPase binding.
UCUUAUGUUGUCAACUUGGCUAUCGCACUAUGGCUAUGGUUUUUCGUAAAAAAUCUCCGAAAUUACUACAACAGAUUUAUUCAAUUUGGAUUUAGACUUUUAUGGUCGAGAUAAAUGCCUUGGAAAGUUGUUGAAGCAGAAAUACCCGAAGAAGAGGCAACAGUAAAUCUGUUAAGAGAACAACAGAGCUCUGCCUUAUACAAAGUCGAGGAGCUUGCCAGAUUUGUACCUGACAAUGAAGAAGAAAAAGGCGAGCCCUUGGUUUCAAACAUCGCUGUGUCUUCCGCGGGAAUAGCGUUGUCAAUCUUUAAUGAAAUUUUUAUCUUUGAUGGAGAGCAUUUCACAUAUGCAUCUACUAUUUCUUUCGAAAGUUAUGUCGAAGUUAUGGCAUGGUGUCCAAGCUCACAAUUUCUCGUUAUUGGUGACAAUUCGGGAAGCGUUCAUUUCUUUUCGUAUGUUCUGGGUAGUGUUAUACACACAACCACUCUGACCGAUAAAACUAAAGAGCAAGUUAGAUGUUUCGCCCAUUGUGUGUUUAGGAAAAGUGAAAAUGAGGAAACUGUGAAUUUGACAAUUUUAUCUUAUCACGGAUUGGUUUUGGUCUUCAAAAAGCUUCCUUUGCCUGAAAUAUCAAGAGCACUUGAAUUGAACGAUCAUGCAUCGUUUGACGCAAUAAAGGAAAACAUUGUGAUGGAAAGUUUUAGUGUUGCAGAUGUUCAUCCAAACACAUAUUUCUGCACUCCAAGUCAUAACUUUUUGUGUAUUGCUGGGACAGGAGACGUACCAAUUACCGUUUGGGACGAUCAGAUCUUUAUUGACAUGAUCGAUAAACACCUUUUGAAUAAUUGUAAGGUUAUAAAAUGUGAAGUCACUGCAGAUGGGAAUUACUUGCUUGUUUUACAUGAAGAGUCGACACUAAGUGUUUUUGAUGCUCAAGCAUUGAUAGUUUUAUCAACUUAUGGCCAUGGAGUAAAGGAUUUUCUCCUAACAUCUGGGUCCGCGUCAGGUGAAAGUUUCAGCCAAGUUGUCGUGUUAGAUGAGACCGUCGAUGGAAAACGUAAAAUCGAAAUUUGUCGGUUGCCUGAUUUUCAAAAUGUAUAUUCAAAAGAAAUUUCUGGGAAUUGCUAUCUUGGUAAUUCAAACUUGCAGGAGAACAUACAUUAUAUGGAAGACUGUAACUUCAGGUUAAAUAACAAGGACGUCAAAGGGCUGACACUUAAAUGUCUUUCGGAAGCAUCGCCUGAGCAUCGCAUUUACAGUUUGGUUCGCAAAAAGAAAUUUGAUGCAGCAGUACAAUUUUCAAAAGUUUUUGGCUUAGAUUCAGAGUUUGUUUAUAAAGCAAAGGCCAGUUCAAUAGUUGCUUCCGUAUCUUCAAAGACAAAUGAAAAUGAUUCAGUUGACGAAAAAGUAUUGUUGGUGAAUAAUCUUAUAGAUGAUCUGGAAGAAACCCUUCAAAAUUUAGUGAACAUUGAUUUCAUUGCUAAAUGCUGUUUAGCAGCUUCUCCACCUAACCUACGCCAAACUCAUCGAAUAUUGUGUAUUGCAAAAGAUCGUAUAAGUAAGGUAGCAAGUACAGAGAGAAACGAACGUAACAGAGUAUUAAAUGAAGUUCUCUUUACACUAAAUCGUUUAGAGACUUUCCAAAUGGUUUUUGGCGAGUCUAAAUUCUCUUCACCCAUAUGGCGCAGUUUUUCAAAGGGUGAUAUGCUGCAUAAAGUUACACAAGCACUGAGUGAAGGAAAUCUAUCGACUGCUGCUAUAAUUUGGGUGCGCCAUCAUUUUGAGUUUGAACUUCAUUUUACAUCGGAGAAGUUACAAUCUAUCCUGUCGUCUCUUAGAAUCGACAUUUCAUCAUCAAGUAUAGUGUCAUGGUUGAAGCUUUAUCUCGUUCCUUUUGUCAUCGGUUCAAUCAAUGAUCGUAGAGCGUUAUAUGUUUUGGCUUCUUGGAUAGAACAACGUGUUGUGUCUUUGGAAUUAUCUGAAAUGGAAAAUUGGCCCAUGAAUGGAAUUGCUAUGGCGCGUGUUUUGUUGGAUAUCUGCAAAGACAAAGAGUCAAGUUACAGUUAUCUUGAGUAUCCAACAUCUGUCGUUAUAAAUCAGGAUUACGGAUCAGCUCUUGUUCGUGUUUCAAUGAGCGAUAGCCAACCCAAUCCAGUAUCCUCUUUGGCAAAGUUAAUCGAAAAUUUGAACGAACUCAUGAAACUUAAAGUCAGUUACCAGUGUAAACUUCCAUUGGCAGAGUUCACUAACAAAACACCAACAGAAAUAAUGUUCAAGAUGCUAGAUUGUGUGAUGGUUGUGUCUUUGAUUCCCAAUGUAAUAAACAAUCAAAUCGCGCAAUAUGGAUUGCAACAUGGUUUUUGCGUCGAUGAAGUUCUCGUCAUGUAUAUCAAUAAAAAAAGAAAGCAAGUUUUUUCAUCUGGCACAUCAAACACUUUGCACGAAGAUAGAUUUGUUGAAAUUACCAAUUGCAUCAAAGGAAGAAGCAAAAGGUUGGAAGCUAUUCUGUUACUUAUGUCUUGGGCUUCUGUUCCUUGGUGUAGUUCAGUUAACGAAAUGGUAAAUACGGCAAUGUUACAAGAUCCAUCCAACUCUCAACUGAUAAUGGGAUAUCACUUGAUGGAGAUGAAAAAGAUGCUUAAGGUGUAUGGCAUAUGUAAUGUAGAAUUAUCUUGUGAUCUUCACAUGAAAAACGUCAUUCGUUACAUACUUACGACAUCGCAUGAGACGGCUUUACAGGAUUCCUUACGAAUUGUAGAGAUUUAUCAGUGCAUGUCAGUAAACGAUGUUUAUGUGACAAGACUCAGAAAUUUAUGCUUGAAGGGUCUUUCAAAUGAGUGUGCCACAUUGCUGGUUGGAAUUGAUGAGUUGCAUCUCGUGUCUGUUGUUCAGUAUUUUCUGAAGUGGAUUAUACUGGUUGUUGAUAUUUAUGAGGAUAAUGAGUACGACCGAAAUGAGCGGCAGUUGGUCAUUGAGGCUGGUAUUCACACAUUGGAGUUUCUUGAAAAUACUGGUCUUGCUACUGAUGAACUAAAAACCACUCAUAAAACAUUGAAAAACAUACAUGCACUUGAACAAGAGUUCUCAGUUUUCAUUUCUUAUGGCGAAUACCAAUACGAUGACUUACGACAGAACGCUUUGGAUGUCUAUCUGGAAAAGUACAAUGCAUGCUUAUUGAAAGUGUUCAAAGCAAACAAUGAAAACCAACAGGAAAUAGAUCAACUUUUUCGAUUGGCUAAUUUGUUUGGUGUCUCACGUGUUCUUUUGCUGAGUAAGAUAUUGCUUUUGUACCCAAAUAAUUUGAACCCUGAGACGAAUAUCAUAUUUGCUGAAUGGUAUAAACUUGGUUUUGGUGAAAUAUCUUUUGACGACAUCAUGGCUUUAUGUCAUUCCCAUGUACAACAUUGGGUUUCCACAGAUGACUGUGUCACAAAGAAAUUUGAUACAACUCUGCAUGAGUUAACGAGCCGUCUUGUUACAAAUUGUGAAACUAAUCAACUUGAUGAAUCCUUAGAGCUGUGGAAAAUAUGUUGGCUUUCAACAAUCUUCUUUAAAAGUUGUGAUAACGGUGAUCUUUGUCUAUCGUCGUCAGUUUGCGAAGAAGGUCUUGUUGCGAUGUGGAACAAAGCUGGGAGAUUCCAGGAUAACGGUUUCGUUUUGGACCUCAAUACCUCAUUUCCUUUAUUCGGCAGUUACGUUAAAGCUUCUCUUACGGGCAGUAAGGAUCCAAAGAAACACCUCGGGUAUCUUUUGGAUGUCUGUCGAGAUUUAGUUUCACAUUUCGAAGAAAACAAUCUCCACGAACUAGCAUUGCAUUGCUCUCUCUUUACACUGCACAAAUUUCUUAUAUUCGUGACACGUGUUGAUCAUAGUGACCUUGCAAUACAAGAAGACGACAUGAAGGAGCUUCGUGACAUGGCAUUACAUGGAAUUCGGCAAAUUACUUCAAAGUUACUGCUCUUUCUUUCCAAAAUGGUACGUAGCAGUGCCAUUGAUCAAAGUUUGAUUUUUGCUUUCUUGACUUCAAUUCCCGAAGAAGACAUUCUUUUGUCUCUGAAAAACGAUUUUGCCCUCACCAAAGGACAUGACCCAUCAAGAGCUGUUGCCGUAUUUAAUGUGUUUUUGGACUUUGCCAAAGCUUUUUGUAGCGAUGAAGUAGUUGCUGAAGCAAACCUUUUGUACUCGGAUUCUCUGUGGCUUUUGAAGCUUAAAGACCUGGCAAUCAAUGACGGAAACCUUUUGAUAGGAGAAACAAGAGACACCGAGAACAUUCUUAAACUUCUUUUGGAAAAACCUGGCAUUGACGUCAGUCUAAUUAUAGACUUUUGCAACUUGUUUUCCUUGGAUGUUUCCGGGGCUGUUCAAACGUACAUAUCAUCCAAUUUGGCAAUUGUAACACAUAACAUUUGUGGUGAACAAUUCAACCAACUUAAGUACUUUGAAGAAAAUUUUGUUAAAGGUGUUGAAUAUUUAAGAAAGAAUUCAAAAGUUUCUCGAUUGUUGUGUUUGUUGAAAGAAGUUCUUUUUUUGUUACCAAUGUACGAUUACGAACGACUUACUAUUGUGCUUCACGAGGUUCUUAAAAUAUCAAGCAGUGAUGAAAAGGAAGCAAUGGAGAGGCAGCUAGAAGUUUUACGAAUUUUGAAAGAUUAUGCAAGGAUAUCAAAACCAUCUGAUUAUGAACGACACUUUAAAGAAACCAUGUCAGACUUUGGAUUCAAAGAACAAGAUAAUAUUCCUAAAUACAUUGCUACUACUAGACUACCAUUUCAUCCAUUGUUCUAUGGAAAACCAUGGAAAGUAAUAUCACUUGAAUUAAACGAUGAAACAGUUUUGAAACUCCUUCGUCUUUGUCACAUUCUGAAAAUGCAAGAAGAUCAGGUCUAUGUCACAGCGGCCCAGAAUGUUGUCUCGUGUUCUUUGGAUAAUGAAGAAGAAAGUCCGACCAGCAAUUUUGUAACCAAUGGCAACUUCGAAAAAGCAGUUAAUCUUCUUACUAAAGUAAAAAAUCACGAAGUUUCCGUGAAAACAGGUCUGACGAUUAUUUCGAAGUGGCCUCAAUCGGAAGAAAGAGUAAAAGCAGCUCAUUAUUUGGUAAAUGCCGUUGCAAACUUGAAGACAGUUUGUAAAAGUGAUACUAUACAACAUGUCGAUAAAGUCCUGAAGAUCUGCAAAGAUUUGUACCAAGAAAUUUCGAUUCAACAUGUUCUCCAUUGUAAUGGUAUAACGGACGAAGUCUCUUUAAGUUAUAGACGAAAGCCUGCCAAGUUAAUUUUUCAUCUGUAUGAAACAUACGGAUGUGUUGUAGAAAGUAAGCGACCUGAUAUUCAUAAAAUAGCUGACGAAAUAGCUGCAGUCAGCAAUGUAGAUGUAGCUAAAGUCCGCCGUCAUAUACUUGCUACGUGGCAAUCUUCAUCAUCUUCACGUGGCAUGCGAGUGUUGGAAAACUGCACCAAGGAACCACAAUUCAAGGAUCAAGAAAAUCUUCAGCGUGUUGUAUAUCUUCUUCAAGCAGAUUCAUUGCAGAAGAAUGCUCUUUUCUUGCUUAAUUCUGCUUAUUGCCAAGGUCCGUCAAAUAUUACUUACGAAAACCGAGUCAGAGCGAUGAAGUUGCUUUUUAACAUUGCAUCUGAAGAAUUAAUUGAAUUAGUUGCCAAUAAUUCCAUACAUCAUUUAAAGCAAUAUAUGAAAUCAUUGUUUUACCUUUCUGAACUUGAAAACUUGCACCUCAGUCAAACUGUUGAGUCAUUUCAGCGUUGCAAUAAAGAAGGUCUCGUGAAAGGUAUUUGGAAGAAUCACAAAGAUAAUCGCAAUGCAAUACUGUUGAUCGCUGAUAUAUGCCUUGAUUCAGAGAUAACUGAGCCGCAGAUUUGGAAUAAUAUCCUUCGUCAGCUUAUGCGCCUUGGCUUAACGUCUUACCUGAUCAAUCUUUUACCACGCCUUAUGCAAUUUCCGAGUUUGUGGGUCUCAUCAAAUCUCGUAAAAAUAUGGACAGAAAUUGCUGUUAAUUCUUUGCAUAACAUUAUGCCACCUUUGAUAACUCAAGAUAAAAUUUGUUGUCAAAGAUCAUUAAACUUGUUGCAGAAAUGUCCUAUAAUGAUCGAAGUGGUAUCCAUUUCUCUGUUUGACAGAUUGUUAGAACUGGAAUUGCAUUUACAUGCGUUAGCAUGUUUGACUUUACUUCCAAAAGAGCUACAGCUGGAUAAUCUCAGUAGGCUUAUGUCUCGUACCACACCAGAAAAAAUACUGGACUUACUCACUGAAGAAAAGCAAUCAGGACAGUGUUUCGUAGAUACAAGCAUUUCGCAAGCGCUUAUCUUUGAGUACCUUGAUUCUUUGCAGAGAUACGAUUGUGUUCACAAUUCUGAACAAUGUUAUGAGUUUGCGAAUUAUUUGAUCGGUGUAAGGAAUUUUCCUAACUUUAUCAUGGCAAUGAUCAAGUGCGGCAAACUUGACUCAGCGAUGGAGCUGGUACAACAUUAUGAUAUGUACAGUUCUCCUCUAGAAACGGGAAGUUUUCAUUUCGACGAUAAACUUCUUCAACCAGGCUUGAACGUGUUGGUAGUGUUUUUGGAGAAAUUUCAUUUGCUAGAAGAGUCACUCCCGUUUCUGCCUGAGUUUUCCACACGAAAGUCCUUGGAAGAAAAGCAUUCGAUUGACGAAGACGGUGACACAAACAUCAUACCUGACAUGGAAUUAAUGGACUUUUUUUAAGAAAAAAAUGCGUUUUUUUUGUAUUCUUAUACAGUUAUACGUGUAUAUGUAUGUAUACAUAGGUACGUUUUGUUGAAAUUAUGUUGAGUGAGAGUAAAACGGUUUGCUUUGCUCACGCGAAUGUCGCUGUUGAUGGUUCCAAAAAUUGGGAAAAUUCACUUGGGAAAUUCGUGCUUAUUUGCAUCUACGCCUAUUUUUGUGGUCAGCGUAUAUUCGGACAUGGCUAUACAUUCUAUCAUUUGUUUAAGAAUAUUUCAAUUUGGAAACAUAAUUUUGUUUGCAUUAAGUGUUAAAAUAAAUUAUACCAUUAACCAUUUGAA